GUUUCUUCUAUCUCUCUUUCAUCAUCUGACUAGACUGACCCUCCCCUUCGGUAAUUACAUCUCCGGCGAAGUUACGGAAUCCGUCAAUCCCCUCUCUCACGCUUAGACGUAUAUUUAUACGUUCCUAUGACGCUUCCAAAUGCUUCAAAAGAAAAUCAGCAUUGAAAGAGAAAGCUAAGUAAAAAAACCCAAAACCACACUGAAUACCACCUUUUUCAUUCCGAUACCACCCUUUCUCUUCCCCGCCCGCAUCUCCUAUACCGCCCAAAAUCCCAUUCCAACCUUGUUUUCCUGUUUUCCGGCCUUCUCGUGUCCAUUUUCUCAGCAUUCAAACAGAUACUUUCCCUGUCCUUUCCUUUUUCAUAUUUUGUUAGGGAGGGUUUCUGCUAAUACCACUAAUCCGUGCAUUCCAGUCUUCAAUUCCGGUUGUCUGGACUUCACGGUACUUUGUUUUGGGGGCAAUUUGCUCUCAUACCAAACAGAGGGUUUGGCGAAGAUUAGGAGGCUGUGGUAAUUGAUCAUGGCCGUACAUGUCGAGGGUCGAGACGAUGGAGUUUUGAGGACAAUGGUGGCGGCGCCGCCGUGGGGCACGUGGGAGGAGCUGAUCCUGGGCGGCGCCGUUCUACGACACGGAACCCAAGCCUGGGCCGCCGUCGCUUCGGAGCUCCGAGCUCGAACCCUAUAUCCCUACAGCUUCACUCCCGAGGCAUGUAAAGCCAAAUAUGAAGACUUGCAACGACGGUAUUCUGGCUGCACAGCUUGGUUUGAAGAACUACGAAAGAGACGUGUAGCAGAACUGAGACAGGAAUUAGAGAGAUCUAAGGACUCAAUUGGGUCUCUCGAAUCAAAACUUGAAAAUCUCAAGGCUGAAAAAGGAGAAGUCAAGCAUGUUGGUUAUGGCUCCAGCCAGCCCAAUUCUGCUUUGGCUGUAGUGAAGUCAGAAGGAGUUGAAUCUUGUGGUAAGGAUAACUCCAAGGAUGGACUAUCCGCUGGCAGUUUCACCCAGGAUAUACAGAUGAACUGGCUACCAAAAUCUCGAGUUUCAGCAACAGCAGCAGUUCCAGAGAUUGAUGUGAAAUCAGAAAUUUCCGAAUCUUCAGAGCAGGAGAAAACUUCAAGCUUUAAUGAAUUGGAAGGGACCGGGAUUGAACAAACAGGGGCUCUGCAAAGGAGGAGGGGGAAGAUAAAGAGGAAAAUUUGUAGUAGGGAACCCAGAGAAGGGAGCACUGGAGAGAAUGUGAAUUUGCACUCAUCCAACGUUCAAACUGCCUCCCGGAGUAAUGAAAAUUCAACCAGCAACUUUGGUCCAACAGUAAAAUCUUCAAUUGUUAAUGAUCACCACCGAGGCUCAUGUGUGGUUGAAAACAAUGCUUUGAUGGGUAUUUUUAACUGUGUUGCAGAGAAUGAAAAUGCCUUGGCCUUUCAACGCAGGCUUGAUAGCCAGAAGCGAGCAAGAUAUAGAAAAAUCAUACGUCAACAUGUGGAUUUUGACACCAUAAGGUCAAGGAUCGCCAGCUUUGCCAUCUCGUCAGUGAAGGAGCUGUUCCGAGACAUGCUUUUGGUUGCCAACAAUGCCCUGGUCUUUUAUUCCAGAAGAACACGAGAAUACAAGACUGCGCUUUUUCUCAGAGAUAUCGUCACCGAAGCUUAUCAACAGCACUGCAAGAACUCCAGCAUGAGAGCUGCCUCUCCUAUUUUUCCUCUAUCACUGUUGUACAAUCCUCCUGUGAAGCCUCGAAGCAUUCGCCCACGUAAACAUAAGUUAUCGGCUAAGCUGCCCGAUGCUAAAAACAUCGUUUCUGGGAUCCCAGAUGGCUGUAGAAAGCCCAACAAUGCUGAGGAUGUUGCAGCUGGAGCUCCAGAAAGAUGUAGAAAGCCAAGCAAUGCUGAGAUGGUUACUUCUGAGACUCCACAAGUCUGUCGAAAGCCCCAGGCUGACAAAGGCGUCAGCCAAGCGGGUAAGAUCCGAGAUGCAUGCUCUGAUCGACAUCUGAAAGAUCCGAUCAAGGAAAGAAAGCGAGCUCGGUAAAGAUGAACAAUCAUACAAUUUUGUCUACUAAUUCUGUUGUCCAGGUUGUAUAUCAGUACUUGGUCUGUGCGUCGUUUUGGCGUAGAAUGUCUCAUAAUUGCCUUGUAUAGUGACACCCUUUAGGCUGGAAAAAGAAAUGGGAAAGAUAGAGCUAUGAGGAUCAAUGUGAAGCUGUGAAUUAUUGAGAUCCAAUAUGAACAUGCUAAGUUUUCAAAGUUU
Messenger RNA from Diospyros lotus (date-plum), 2248 nucleotides. RefSeq lists its product as uncharacterized. Bases 521 to 2029 code for a protein of 502 amino acids. The record is from RefSeq and is a predicted model, not a curated record. NCBI's taxonomy places the organism in Eukaryota, Viridiplantae, Streptophyta, Magnoliopsida, Ericales, Ebenaceae. The transcript has 5 exons. Gene Ontology annotation, molecular function: protein binding.